This is a messenger RNA of Malaclemys terrapin pileata, 10269 nucleotides long. It is a transcript of the gene NGLY1, whose product is annotated as N-glycanase 1. Bases 74 to 2029 code for a protein of 651 amino acids. Lineage: Eukaryota; Metazoa; Chordata; Testudines; Emydidae. The record is from RefSeq and is a predicted model, not a curated record. Gene Ontology annotation, cellular component: nucleus; cytoplasm; cytosol. The transcript has 12 exons. Gene Ontology annotation, biological process: glycoprotein catabolic process; protein quality control for misfolded or incompletely synthesized proteins; protein deglycosylation. Gene Ontology annotation, molecular function: peptide-N4-(N-acetyl-beta-glucosaminyl)asparagine amidase activity.
CGCACGCUAGACGGCAGCGCCCGCUCACUGGGGAGGACACCAUCCCAUCCCCCGCCCCCAGGGAAGUAGCACGAUGGCGGCCGCGGGGGGUCCCUCCGCGCCACCCCACUCUCGAGCCGUGAGUGAGCUCUGCCAGAACGCCCGAGACACCUUUCUGGAGGCCUCACGGCUACUUCUCACCUACGCGGACAAUAUCCUCAGACACCCAAAUGAAGAAAAAUAUAGGUCUAUUCGGAUUGGAAAUCCAGCAUUUUCGACUCGGUUGUUACCUGUCAGAGGAGCAGUUGAAUGUUUGUUUGAAAUGGGAUUUGAAGAGGGAGAAACUCAUCUUGUUUUUCCUAAGGAAGCCUCAAUUGAACAACUACACAAAAUCCGAGAUCUGAUUGCUGGAGAGAGAAAUAGCAGAUUAAGUGAAUCAAGUCAAACCCAAAGAUCAGGAUCUUCUCAAACUGUAACCAGUAUGCAGCCUAUUGUACCUCAGUCUUCAACAGCUGUUGACUCAACCCCAAUCCCUGUCAAUAGGCAACUACAAACAUCAACUGCACAAUCUGCUGCAAUGGAGGCUGAAACAAUCUUCUUUAAAACCCUUCAAUCAAACUUUCAGCAUGUGCAAGUGUAUGAGAACCAGUCUCUUCAGAAGAAAGCAUUGGCUUCUAUUCCAGUCCAAGCAUUGAAAGAGAGAGCUCAAGAAAAGUUAGCACAAGCCAAAAAAGUGGAUGAAGGAACCCAUGUGAAUGAAGAUGAUUUUUUAUUGUUGGAGCUCUUGCAGUGGUUUAAGGGUGAAUUUUUCCAAUGGGUGAAUAGCCUUCCUUGCAGCAAGUGUGGUGGUCAGACAGAAUCUAAAGGUAUCUUAUCACCUAAUGAUGAAGAUCUGAGAUGGAAUGCAAACAGAGUUGAAAAUCAUCACUGUAACCAGUGCCAGUUCAGCAAUAGAUUCCCAAGGUAUAAUAAUCCUGAGAAACUUCUGGAAACAAGAUGUGGGCGUUGUGGAGAGUGGGCUAACUGUUUUACACUGUGCUGCAGAGCUAUAGGAUUUGAAGCUAGAUAUGUCUGGGAUUCAACAGAUCAUGUGUGGACUGAGGUAUAUUCUUCAUCCCAGCAGAGAUGGCUUCAUUGUGAUCCUUGUGAAAAUGUCUGUGAUAAACCUCUUCUCUAUGAGAUUGGCUGGGGAAAGAAGCUCUCCUAUGUAAUUGCAUUCUCCAAGGAUGAGGUUGUUGAUGUCACCUGGAGAUAUUCCUGUAAACACGAAGAAUUACUUUCUAGAAGGACACAGGUCAGAGAAGCAGCUUUGCGUGAAACCAUAGAGAGGCUUAAUAAACUGAGACAACAAUCCUUGUCAGAAAGCAGAAAGAGAGUGCUCCUGGAGAGGAUAAUUGUGGAGCUUGUUGAGUUCAUUUCUCCCAAAACUCCUAAACCUGGUGAACUUGGUGGAAGGAUAUCUGGUUCAAUGGCUUGGAGAGUAGCCAGAGAUGAAAUUGGUUCAGAGAUGAGAAAAGAAGUCAUUUUUAUUCCAUCUGGGAAAGAGAAGACGUCUAAACUCUUCCACCUCAGUUACAAUAUAGUGGAAGAUAGCUAUACACGAGUUUCCAAUAAUAAUGAAAAAAUCACUGGCUGGGAGAAAGGUGUGUGGAAGACGGAGUCUGUAUGGAGAAAGGUUGAAACGGAUUGGAAAAUGGUUUAUUUAGCCCGAAAAGAAGGGUCAUCCUCUGCUUACAUCUGCUGGAAGUUUGAGUGUGGGUCAGUUGAUCUAAAAAUAGACAAUGUUUCCAUUAGAACGAACAGUCAGACGUUUCACAGUGGAAGAAUAAGGUGGAGAUUGCGCUCCAACAUAGCAGAAGUUGAUCUGACUGGAGAUAAAAUUCUUCGCUCCUAUUCAGAUUUCUCUGAUGCAACAGAAGUUAUUUUGGAAGCUGAACUAAGUGGAGGGGAUGGUGAUAUUGCAUGGCAGCACACCCAGCUGUUUAGAGAGAGCUUAAGUAACUCUGGAGAAAAUUGUUUGGAGAUAAUUAUAAAACUCAUUGGUCUCUGAGAAUCUAAACAGAGGAGAAAUGCUAUUGGCAACAGGGAUUUAUUGUAUAAAAUAUGCUGUGGAUACAAUGUGAGGACUUGAUUGUCAAUUACCAUAGUUCAUACCACUGGCAUUUCUUUUCCCAUUUGCCAGUUUUAAUUUGGCCAUCAUGAAAAUAAUAAAUUUUAUACUAUGGACCAUAGAGAAACAUUGGAAUUUUCAAGGUUUUAUUUUUGUGUAAACUUAUAGCAAAUAUGGAAAUGCCAAAGUAAAAACGUGUUUCAUCCAAAACAUGGAAAUUAAGGUAUUCAGAGUUACAACUGAUGCUCCAUCCUAAACUUGCUUCAUAGUGAGAGGGGGAAAUAAUGAUGGGAAAGCAAAACUGAGUGAGGAACAUACAGCAGUUUUAACUUUGAAUUUGGGGGCUGGUUUGUUUCACAAUCUCUGCUGUUAUUUGGAGUUAAAAUUUGCACUUAGUUGUCUAGUAGGCAGCAUGUGUUAUGUUGUUUUUAAUUUUAAAAGACUUGUAUAAAGGAUAAUAUUAGCCCCUAACAUCUCCUGUGGUUAAAUCUACAUACUAUUUAGGCAUUUUAAAAGAUACAAUAUUAUUUUACAUGAUACACCAGAAAAGGAGCUUUGGAUAAAUAUUAAGGCAGUUUUUAAAGAUGGCCUAGAUAUAUGUGUGUAUUGGUCUAAGUAAUAAACAUAUUUUGGAGUAUAAUAGUAUACUGGGUAAUACAUUUAUGUGAAAGUCAUGUUCAACAUGUACCUAGAAAUUCUGUUAUGGUCUAUCAUGUAAAAUAGAAAUUUAAAAUUGAGUAAAAACACAUAAUUUUUAUCCUGGAAAAUGCCUAGUUUGUUAUACAUAUUUUAUACUGUAUAAAUCCAUAUUUAUUCCCCUUUUUAUUAAGUUGCUUAUUGAGCUGAUAGAUCAUAAUCACUUUUUAAGAAGCUAUUAUCUUGUGUCAGUCUGAGUCACAUGCACCAGAUUUGGUGCUAGAAGUAGAAUCAUAGAAUAUCAGGGUUGGAAGGGACCUCAGGAGGUCAUCUAGUCCAACCCCCUGCUCAAAGCAGGACCAAGCCCCAGACAGAUUUUUGCCCCAGAUCACUAAAUGGCCCCCUCAAGGAUUGAGCUCACAACCCUGGGUUUAGCAGGCCAAUGCUCAAACCACUGAGCUAUGCCCCACAUGAGGUGCUUUUUUUCCCCCCUUGAUGCAUAAAAAUUUUCAGACCAUAGAAUUCAGUUUUUAACUUUUUGCCCCAAACACAACCAACACUAUAAUUCAGGAGAUCAAACUUCGAUUUUCAAUCCUGGUCUAGCUCCAUGGCCUGUUGUGGGCUGGGAGUGCCGUGGAUGCAGUAUAAGGAGCCACUGGAGAUUGAUUGCUUGAUUUCAACAGCCUCCAUGAACUAUUAAGAAAUUGUGUAACUCUGUCUCCUUCUCCUCUCCCUCCCCAAACACACAAUCAAACAAACAUCUGAAGGACUAUGUUGGGAUUUUAAAAAGUGAUGGACUACCUUAUUACCUGUGUAGUUAUGCAAACUAAGAAGAGACUUCAGGAUUUAAACUGGUCAUUUGUGGGUGAUUAUGAAGAGAUACUCUGCACUCCCUACGUAGAGAACACUUGAGCAACUCAACACAAGUGAAAUGCACAGAAUUGCACCUAACAGAACAAUAUUAAUAUACACACAUAUACUCCCAAGCACACCUAGUACAAUGUGACAUCAUGCCUUGAUUAACCUGUAGCUUCAAAGAAAAAAAAAAUCAAAAAGUUCUAAUAGUGAGGAAUAAAGUAUAAGACAGAGCUAAAGGGUAAGGAAAUAGUCCAUGUAAAAAAAGGGUUUGUACAGAAGAUAGGAGACUUCGAAAGAACUAAUUAUCAAGUAGAAUCAAUUGAAAAUACUCAAAAGAAGAAGGAAUAAACGGAGAGUAGAAUAUUCUACAUUCUGCUUGAACAGCGAAGUAGCAAGAAUUACAAAGCUAUGAGGAAAACUAGUAGCAAUGAGGAUCUUAUCAGUACACAGUAAAGAGGGGAAAUAAAUUGAUUAUGUUUGUGGACAUGUUACAAGACCAUUUCUCUAUAAAUUAUGGGCUUCAACUCCCACUGAAGUCAAUGGCAAAGCUCCCAUUGACUUUAAUGGCACUGAAUCAGGGCUUAUUAUAAGGAGGAUUGAAAAGGGUUUGCAAUGUUUUGUAACACAAAAGAUGACUGGUGAUAUAGAAGUGAUGAAGCAUCCCUACAUCACUAACUAAUAAAAAGCAGAAAAAUUCCUUUACUGCAGGAUGAUGCUCAGGCAAACCAAAAAUCACAGUUUCCUAUAAAACAGACCCAUAACAGAAUGGGUUUGGAGGACCAAGUGUAUUUUGGAGGGAGCAAAGCCUCACAACCUCCUUCAUCUAUGGAGGCAGACAUAAUCCGCAGAAGACUGCAUACUCCUCUGCAGGUCUCCAUUGCCCUGGUGAGCAAGAGCAGUGCAGUGUCACUCACAAAGGGCACACACUGGGAGUUAAUGUUGAGUUACAAGAAAAUCCUCAGCUUUCCCUGAUGUCAUGAAUUGUUUUUAAACAACCUUAAAGAGACUUGCAAUCACAGGAGUUAGUAACUCUGAACUUGGAACCUAUUGCUUCUUAGCUCUGCAUUUAGUCCACAUUUAACAUAGCUUUUUCUCAGGGGGCAUUAGUAAGAGGAGUAGCCUUCUCCCCAUCAAUUAAGAUUGAUAUCAUUGUGAUUGUUAGCCAAAAUGGCUGCCUGGGUAUUUCUGUGAAAAUUUUUGAAUAAUCUCAAUAAUAAAAUGUAUAGCUAGAUGUGGAUUUCACAACCUAAUUUAAAUUUUGGAGCUCUUAAAAAACCCCAAACAUAUACUUAUUUUUACAGAAAAAUUAAUGUGAAGACUCACCUAGUGCAAAAAUUAAUUGGCAAAAUUGUUUGCAGUGUUGUAACCAUGUAAAUUUAGUCAGUUUCUACCAGAUCUUAAUUAUGAGAUUUGAGGAUAAAACAAGUAAAGAAAAUGUUCAUGCCAUAAAUUCUACUAGAAGUCAAUGAGCAAGAAAAGACUAUCUAGUGAUACUGGAUAAUAAAACUCUUACUACUAUGUAAUCUUUGCUGCCUUGAUAGGGUUGUUAUUGCAAGUCAGAAAUUGAUACACAGUCCUCUCUUUUCAAUAUCCUAAAUUUUAUUAUUAUAUUUUAUAUCUAUAGAUAUAGAUAAUUAGGUUACUGAAAAGAGGGUUAUUAGGAAUUCCAGAAAACCCUAACCAUAUUUGGUAAUUGGGUAAGCAGAUAGUGGAUCAGAUUUAAUAUUAGUAAGAUGAAAGUAAUGCCUGCUCAGUUUUCACACACAAUUUUGGACUCUGGGUUGGCCAGACCAUCUCAGGUUAAAAACAGUGGCUAUGGAGGGAGUCAUCCACUCAAAGCAAUGCAGCCUUUAAUGUGCACUAUUAAAAUGUUUGAAUGAAGUGAGGAGAUUUAAAAUAUUGUAGUCCUCGUUAAUCAACAAUACAUUUGCAACUCAAGUAUUACUUUCAUUUUGAUUAUAGCAAUAGCAAUCAGUAGAAAUACUUAUUUUAGGAAAGACUUGAUGAGGAAAACCCAAAGAUUAAAUACAAGUAAAAUACAAAAGUUACACCUCUACCUCGAUAUAACGCUGUCCUUGGGAGCCAAAAAAUCUUACCGCGUUAUAGGUGAAACCGCGUUAUAUAGAACUUGCUUUGAUCCGGUAGAGUGCGUAGCCCCGCCUCUCCGGAGCACUGCUUUACCGCAUUAUAUCAGAAUUCAUGUUAUAUCAGGUCGCGUUAUAUCGGGGUAGAGGUGUAUAUUGAACUCCCUCUUGUGUCCCUGAAGUACCCUUUGUAAGGUAGAAUAGGUUGAACUCUUUAGCAAAUACAUUCUUUUAAAUGACCUCUUUUUCUGAUCUCCAUUUCAGUGCAGACCAAUUUUUAUUAAAAAGGCAAUAUUUUUUUUACUUAAAUGCCAUUUUCUUCCUGUGACAGUACUUGCUUUCUUUCAUCAAUGAUUCCUUGACAAAACCUUAUGCUAGAGUGGACUUAAAAUAUUGUAAGGUAAAAAGGUUCCAUGCUAUGAAGUGCUUCAAAAGUAUGGGUAUUAAUUUGUGACGACUGUGGUGUGUGUUCUUGAUUGAGUUAAAUGGGGAAAUUGUUAGGCCAUGUGUAGAUGGAAGUCACCAUUUACAUGGCUUUUUAAGAGUUUGGGGUGUGAAGAGAAAAAAAAAUACAGGUUCCAGUGCUGCAAGGCCAAAUCAUAAUAUAUGUAGGACGUCAACCUAUUACAGACUCUAUGUAAUUGUGUACAAAAAUGAAUAUAUAGCUACAUGGCAUACCUACACUGCCUUCAAAGCAUCAUGGAAAUGUAACAAAAGUAAUGUUUUCGAACAGGUUCUUCUGAUAAGCACAAAAAUAGCCAAAUUAACACUUGAAACAUAAUUUUAAAUGCCAUUGCUACUCAAAGACUUACAUGAGCAACCUGAAUAGAAAGUCCCUCUCUCUUGGAUAGUAUUUGCCUUAUUGGUAUGACAUAUCUCUUUAUAGCUGAUCAUAAUAUGUCUUUUUGUGUUAAAAUACAAUAUUAACAAGGUUGGGCUGUGGAAUUACCAGUCACUUGUGGCCACCAAAGAAAUAACAAAAAGUAAUAUCUUGCAUUGCUGUAAGUUCCUAGGAUAUCCGCAUCUGAUCCAUGAUCUGAAAUCAUGGUCCACGGAUAUCCACAUCCACCAAUGUGGAUAUCCGCAGAUUUGCAGGGCUCUACUUGCCAGGGGCACUGUACGUGAAGAGAGCCCAUUGCAGGCAAUAAGAAGAUAAGAAUCGCCACAGUGGGUCAGACCAAUGGUCCAUCUAGCCAGUCUCCGACAGUGGCCAGAACCAGAUGCUUCAGAGGGAAUGAACAGAACAGGGCAAUUUUCAGUGAUCCAUUUCUUGUCAUCCAGCACCUGCUUCUGUCAGUUGAAGGUUGCAUCCCUGACCAUGUCAACUAAUAGCCAUUGAUGGACCUAUCCUCUAUGAGGUUAUUUAAUUAUUUUUUGAACCCACUUGUAUUUAGGUUGUCUGUACAUUGUGUGAAGAGGUACUUCUUUUUGCUUGUUUUAAACACACUGCCUAUUAUUUCAUUGGCUGACCCCUGGUUCUUGUGUUAUGUGAAGGGGUAAAUAACACUUCCUUAUUCACUUUCUCCAUACCAUGCAUGAUUUUGUAGACUUCUAUAUCAUCCACCCUUAGUUGUCUCUUUUCUAAGAUGGACAGCCUAAAUCUUGUUUAUCUCUCCUAGCUGUUCUAUACCCCUAAUCAUUUUUGUUGCCCUUCCCUGUACCUUUUCCAGUUCUAAUAUAUCUUUUUUGAGAUGGGGUGACUAGAACUGCAUGCGGUAUUCAAGGUGUGGGUGUACCAUGAAUUUAAAUAGGGGCAUUAUGAUAUUUUCUGAUUUACUAUCUAUGCCUUUCCUAAUGGUUCCUAACAUUCUAUUAGCUUUUUUGACUGCCACUGCAUAUUUUUCAGAGGACUGUCCACAAUGACUCUCUUGAGUGUUAACAGCUCAUUUAGACUCCAUCAUUUUGUAUGUAUAGCUGGGAUUAUUUUUUCCACUGUACAUUCAUUUGCACAUAUCAAUAUUGAAUUUCAUCUGCAAUUUUGUUCCCCAAUCACCCAGAAGGAGACCUUCUCCCGUUGGUGUGGUUAAUCCACCUCCACGGUAGCUAUGUUGAUGGGAGACAUGCUUCUGUUGAAAUAGCGCUGUCUACACUGGAGGUUAGGUCAGUAUAACUAUGUCACUCAGGGGUGUGGAUUUUUCACACCCCUGAGAGAUGUAAUUAUUCUGAUGUAAAUUUGUCAUGUAGAUGUAUCCUUAAAUGCUCACAUAGAGAAGCAGGCGGUCCUCUAAAGUGGAAAUGAUCCCUGCUGAUCCUGAAUGAUGUUUUGUUGCCUUUACAUAUUAGGCAACAGUAAAAGCUUUUUCCACACAUUGGUUCAGAAUGAAAUACACUCCAAAUUCUGAACAUCAGGAAAUACAGAACACUGAAAAUAAACUAUGUUUGUCUCCUCAGUACAAUGACAUGAAAACAGGCACUCAGACUGUAUGUACCCUCGCUGAAACCUGGAAACACCCAUCAGCAGAGUUCUGACAACAUGAAAUGAAAACCAAUGGAAAUUCCCUUGAAGGCCAGUGAUGAGGACAGUCAGCUACCAAGAGUCCCCCAUCUCCCUCCCCGCCCUCAUUUGUGGCAAUGUUACUGUCUCCUGACAGAUGUUCAGUUAAUGUAUUAGUAGAUCAUUAAUGUGGACCAGCUUCCAUAUUGGAAUUGUACAGCCUCAUAUUAUAAUAGGGUUAGGAGCAAAGGGUCUAAACUGUGGGUGAGGUUGAGAGAAUAAAAAUAGUCAUUGUUGACUUGGCAGAAACCAAAUCACAAUAUCUUUACUUAACGCCUGCACUCAAAAUGAUGGAACAGGGAUUGUAUGCUAACUAGACAGAUAAUGAAAGGAACACCAUCAACUCUCAUCUAGCACUUUACAAAUGCGGGUAAGUAUCACCCCUAUUUUAAAGAUGAGGAAAGUGAGGCACGUGUAGAAGUGAUUUACGCAAAUUCACCCAGCAUGUUAGUGGGAGCAGCAGCAGCAGAAACUGAUCUGAUGACCUAGCCUCUGAACGACAUGGUCUAGUUCUCACACUGUGGUGACUUCUUAUUACAGACAACAAAAUACAAUAUACAACCAAACAAAACAUCAAAUUUGAGAUGCUACCCUAGACUCCCUUAAAUUCUCAAAUUUUCUCACACUGCACAGUCAACCUGUGGAACUCCUAGCCAGAGGAUGUUGUGAAGGCCAAGACUAUAACAGGGUUCAAAAAAGAACUAGAUAAAUUCAUGGAGAAUAGAUCCAUCAAUGGCUAUUAGCUAGGAUGGGCAGGGAUGGUGUCCCAAGCCUCUGUUUGCCAGAAGCUGGGAAAUGGGCAACAAGGAAUGGUUCACUUGAUGAUUACCUGUUCUGUUCAUUCCCUCUGAAGCACCUGGCAUUGGCCACUGUCGGAAGACAGGAUACUGGGCUAGAUGGACCUUUAGUCUGACCCAGUAUAGCCGUCCUUAUGUUAAUAUUCUUCAUUAAAAGGUAAGGAGUUAUGCAUGCACAAUGAGAGGUGAAUGUAGCCUUCAAUUCACCAGCUACACACACCAGUACAUGGAUGUCAUGACUCAGAGAUGAAAAAUCUUAACACCAAAGAAGCCACAAAGUUAAAAGCCAGGUAUCUGACAAUUAGGUUCACUCAGUGAUGCAGCUGUGCAACUAUAAGAGUUGGCAUGUUACGGAAGGGUGAUCAAGUUCUUUCUCAAACAUGCUGAGUCAGAAGUUAUAAACACAAAACAACUUUUCCUGGAGUCCUUCCAAUGAUCACACUGUUAUUUAUUGUACAGUUUGCCAUGCUGACUGAAGCACAUCAUAUCCGUGAUAUAUGGGAACCGUAGUGAGAUCAGUGAUGCAGAAAGAAACCCAGUGGAGAUUUUACCCAGCUCCAAGUUACCGGUCAUUGGUGAAGCUUGGUGUGCCAGAAUAUACCAGUAUUCACACCCUAUACACGAUUGUAAAAAUUUUUGUACAAGCCAUGUCUUGUCAGGUAUCAUUUAAAGACUCAAUUUGCUGACCAGUAAUAUCAUGAUAAAAUGCAUGUAGCAGCAUUAUAUUUGAAAUUAUAAAAAUAAGCUGAAAUCAUGACUAAAAGUAUGUUUUUCAGAUAAGUCUGGGGAGUGACUAAACCAGUUCCUCAGAGACAAAGGGCAAGCUGAUGCCUCAGCCAGGUAUAAACAAGGCUGAUGGGCCAUUACCUGCUAUGUGGCCAUUCUUUGUCAGGAAAGGGGGUAGAAGCAAAAAUCUACAUCUUAGCAAAGAAACAGCAUGGAGUUCCCUUCCACAUAGACUGCCUGUCGUCAUGCUUCAAGCUGAAAAUGCUUCUCAGAGGGGUGACAGGACUACAAAAGAAGGGGCAGAUACCCCUUUCUCUCUCCCUACCCAGAGCAUUCACUGCCCCUAAAGAGACAAAGAAAGCAGUCGUUGGACUCUAGGGGAGGGGUUCUGACCUAAAGAGUUUGGUCAGUAAGACUGCUGAAAGCAUGUGAAACUUUGCUUUGAAUCCAAUAUAGUUAGGUGAGGCACAAGUAAGCAUUUUAUCUUUGUUUCGCUUGUAACCAGUUCUGACUUUUAUGCCUCAUUAUUUGUACUCACUUAAAAUCUCUCUUUUUGUAGUAAAUAAACUUUAUGGUUUUAUCUAA